CCAGGGCCCCCCCCCAGCCAUGGACGAGCGGCUGCUGGGGCCGCCCCCUCCGGGCGGGGGCCGUGGGGCUCUGGGGCUGGUAGGUGGGGAGCCCGGGGGCCCUGGCGAGCCUCCCGGUGGCGGAGACCCCGGUGGGGGCAGUGGGGGGGUCCCGGGAGGCCGAGGGAAGCAAGACAUCGGGGACAUUCUGCAACAGAUAAUGACCAUCACCGACCAGAGCCUGGACGAGGCCCAGGCCAAGAAACACGCCCUAAACUGUCACCGAAUGAAACCUGCCCUGUUUAGUGUCCUGUGUGAAAUCAAGGAGAAAACUGGCCUUAGCAUCCGGAGCUCCCAAGAGGAGGAGCCGGUGGACCCGCAGCUGAUGCGCCUGGAUAACAUGCUUCUGGCGGAGGGUGUGGCCGGACCCGAGAAAGGGGGGGGCUCCGCCGCCGCUGCCGCCGCCGCUGCGGCCUCGGGAGGUGGCGUGUCCCCGGACAACUCCAUCGAGCACUCAGACUAUCGCAGCAAGCUUGCCCAGAUCCGCCACAUCUACCACUCAGAGCUGGAGAAGUACGAGCAGGCGUGCAAUGAGUUCACAACUCACGUCAUGAACCUGCUGAGGGAGCAGAGCCGCACGCGGCCCGUCGCCCCCAAGGAGAUGGAGCGCAUGGUGAGCAUCAUCCACCGGAAGUUCAGCGCCAUCCAGAUGCAGCUGAAGCAGAGCACGUGCGAGGCCGUCAUGAUCCUGCGCUCCCGAUUCCUGGAUGCCAGACGAAAACGCCGGAACUUCAGCAAACAGGCCACUGAGGUCCUGAACGAAUAUUUCUACUCCCACCUGAGUAACCCUUACCCUAGUGAGGAGGCCAAAGAGGAGCUUGCCAAAAAGUGUGGCAUCACCGUCUCUCAGGUUUCCAACUGGUUCGGUAACAAGCGAAUUCGCUACAAGAAGAAUAUUGGGAAGUUCCAAGAGGAGGCAAAUAUCUAUGCUGUGAAGACGGCCGUGUCAGUCGCCCAGGGGGGCCACAGCCGCACCAGCUCUCCGACGCCCCCUUCCUCUGCAGGCUCUGGCAGCUCUUUCAAUCUCUCAGGAUCCGGAGACAUGUUUCUGGGGAUGCCCGGACUCAAUGGAGAUUCCUACCCUGCUUCCCAGGUGGAAUCGCUCCGACACUCGAUGGGGCCAGGGAGCUACGGGGAUAACAUCGGGGGAGGCCAGAUAUACAGUCCUCGAGAAAUUCGGGCCAAUGGUGGCUGGCAGGAGGCUGUGACCCCGUCCUCGGUGACAUCCCCAACGGAGGGACCAGGAAGUGUUCACUCUGACACCUCCAACUGACCUUGCCCCUCAAGGUCACAGGUCUGGGGGCUCCACCAGGCAGCUCUUGAGGACUCUGGGCAUCUAGAGAACAGACCCCACAGAAGCACAAGACAGAGGGCGAUGGGGGUUGUGCCCUCCCCAACCAGACACUCGGUGCUGGGGUGCUGACGACAGGGCAGGGAGAGUGGGGUGUCCCCGAUUCUUUUCUUUCCCCCCUCUCACCAAAACCAGAUACUGUUUCUCAGAUCUCUCCCUUAAAUCUACAACCUAACACCAGUUGUGUGUGUCUUGGGCUCCCCUGCUUCUGUUCCCCACCCCACUUAACACUCUGGAAUCUGGAGAUGUCAGCCCUGCCCGACCGAGAGAUGCCAAAAAUGGGGACUCUUGGACAGAGGCCCUGGGCCAACACCCUCCCCCAUGCAUCCCCCACCUUCUGCCCCUCCAGACGGCUUUAUUACCUCAUAUGCAGCUCAUCUUAAACCAAUAGAACCGCUCGGUGGACAAGAGUGUCUGACUCAGAUAUCUACCUCGGAGGGAGUUUCUGCUACUUUAGAAAAUUGUUGACUAGGCUUUGGAGUUGGACUUUUUUUAUUUUAUUUUAUUUUUUUUUUUAAGAAAAGAAACCCUGAAUCUUUUUUUUUUUAAAUCGUUUUUGUUGGUAGUGGUGAUCCUUGAUUUUUAAUAGUUUGGAGAAGUAGGGUUUUGGGUGUGUGUAGGUGUGGGUGUGUGUUUCAAAUAAACAUGCUGGUUUAUUUUUGUUUACCCACGUGAGAAGAGCAAGCCAAAGGGGCCUAGUAGGAGAAGAGACAGCACUGGUGACGGCCACUUGCUCCAGGCCUUCCACUGGGGAAGUGGAUUUUGCAGGACACUGUGUCCUCAGCCUGGACACUUAGGUGUUUCUUAGCUUGUGCGGGCAAAUCUCUGCUGUAUUUGAUGUGGAACCUGAUGCCCCUGAGCCUCCUGUCUCCGUCACACCUCCCCAAUAACCUUUGGGCAAGGCUGGAACUGAAUUCAAUUAUUUUGAAAAAAAGCCAAAAGGCUUUUGUUGUUUUGUUUUUUAAACUGUUUGCAGAGUGGGAAAAGAUUGAUCGGGGAGGGGAGUUCUUGCCAAAUAUGCUAAAUAUGGGCUGGGUGCUUCUAUACGCGCCUCCCCCAGCAUCCCAGAAAUGAGUGUUUCUGUUCUUAUUCUCAUGCCAAAAUCAAGGGAGUGGGGAGAGGAGGGAGGUCACAGAAAGCCAGGUAUGAGGGAAGAUUAAAAAAAAAACAACAAA
Molecule: messenger RNA, 2565 nt
Organism: Apodemus sylvaticus (European woodmouse)
Lineage: Eukaryota; Metazoa; Chordata; Mammalia; Rodentia; Muridae
Gene: Pbx2
Product: PBX homeobox 2
Exons: 9
Coding region: 20-1312 (430 amino acids)
Biological process (GO): regulation of transcription by RNA polymerase II; neuron development; embryonic organ development
Cellular component (GO): nucleus
Molecular function (GO): RNA polymerase II cis-regulatory region sequence-specific DNA binding; DNA-binding transcription factor activity, RNA polymerase II-specific
Source: RefSeq, a predicted model, not a curated record